Molecule: messenger RNA, 554 nt
Organism: Magnolia sinica
Lineage: Eukaryota; Viridiplantae; Streptophyta; Magnoliopsida; Magnoliales; Magnoliaceae
Product: protein argonaute 4A-like
Exons: 5
Coding region: 21-539 (172 amino acids)
Biological process (GO): regulatory ncRNA-mediated post-transcriptional gene silencing
Cellular component (GO): cytoplasm
Molecular function (GO): nucleic acid binding
Source: RefSeq, a predicted model, not a curated record
CCUUUCAACAGCUUGGUGGAAUGAAUUACUUACUUGCAGUUGAACACUCACCUUCCAUUCUCUUGAUUUUUAGAGUUCCCGCAAUCAUCCCGGGGAUGGAUGUAUCACAUGGUUCCCCAGGCCAGUUUGAUGUGCCAUCAAUUGCGGCAGUUGUGAGCUCUAGGCAGUGGCCCCUGAUUUCUCGGUAUAGGGCAUCUGUGAGGACACAGUCACCCAAGGUUGAAAUGAUAGAUUCCCUCUUUAAGCCCACCUCAGACACCGAGGACAGUGGCAUAGUGAGGGAACUUCUACUAGAUUUCUAUACGAGUUCAGGGAAAAAGAAGCCUGACCAGAUAAUCAUUUUCCGGGAUGGAGUGAGUGAAUCACAAUUCACACAGGUCCUAAACAUCGAGCUGGAUCAGAUUAUCGAGGCCUGUAAAUUCCUUGAUGAGAACUGGUCACCAAAGUUUACAGUUAUUGUGGCUCGAAAAAACCACCACACUAAAAUUCUUCCAGCUUCAAUCUCCGGACAAUGUUCUGCCUGCUUAGCCUCUUCAUAAAUUUCUUGAAGAAAA